ACUAUAAAACAUAUGGAAUCACUGUGUACUCAGACAAUGAACGUGUCACAGCAAGAGAAUUUGAAGGGGUGUAUCUGAGUUGUAAGCACAAUGUAAAGAAGGAAAUUGGUGCAAGGGUUGAAUGGAAAAUGAUUAAAGGCUCCACUCUCUCAUUUGUCUACUUGAGAGGUGCCUUUGUAGGUAAUUUUAAAGAUCGUGCUGAAAUAUUGCACUCAGGCAUUCAUAUUAAAAAUGUGACCAGAAAGGAUUCUGCAAAAUAUCGCUGUGAAAUUAGUGCACCUACAGAACAAGGACAAGGCACAGGGGAAGUUGAAAUCUCUCUCUUAGUCUUGGUGCCACCAUCUGCUCCUGCUUGUGAAGUGCCUAUCUCAGCUCUGAGUGGGACAGUGGUAGAAUUGCGAUGCAAAGAAAGUGAAGGUGUUCCAGCUUCAAAAUACAGAUGGUAUCGGAAUGGUGCUGUUCUGCCUGAGAACACAUUUUUUUGGAGGUUCAGAAAAGAAAAAAAUUCUUAUACUUUGAAUACUACAACAGGAACCUUGCUGUUCAAUCCUGUUUCAAAGAAUGACACUGGGGAAUACUACUGUGAAGCUUAUAAUAGAGUUGGACGGGCUCGAAGAUGUCCUGUGAAGAGGAUGCAAGUGGAUGACCUUAAUGUAAGUGCUAUCAUAGCUUCGGUGGUCAUUGUGGCCUUAAUAAUAGCUUCCUGUGGUCUUGGGGUAUAUUAUGCACAGAAGAAGGGUUAUUUUUUAAAAAGAAAUUCUUCAAUGAACAAUAGUUCAAAGUACAGAGCUACAGAAAGUGGAAAAGAUUUCAAGCACACCAAGUCCUUUAUUAUUUAAAAGAAGGUCGAUUUCUGAGGAUCAGAAUUUGCUGCAGAAGAUAUCAAAGGGAUGUUUGAACUCUUCUAUAAAAACAAUGUUAGGAGCAACAAGAAGAAACAACUGGUGGCAGUUUUCAAGAUUCUAUUGCUAAAAGGUGGUAAAAGCUGUCAAAAAUGUUAGUCUGAUGUUGCUUGUUUACUAAAGGAGUGCAAAUAAUUGGCAGAAUAUAAGUAUUGCUGUUUCACAUGCCUAUAUGUAAAAAAAUAGUGAACUAAUGAUGUAGUUCUGAUUAUUAGAUCUUAAAAAGGGUACUGUUGAGUAGAAAAAUGUGUGUAAAAGAGCAAACAAAUUUAUGAAGGCAUCAAAAGGUAUCCUAAAUAGGAACAGUGUUUUGAGACUUAAAGAAUUAAAUAGGAAAUCACUGGGACCAUGACCAGGCUUUAUAAAUUAUGUAAUCUAUGAAGAUUAUGACAGAUUGGUGUUUUCUCACUGACAGCAUUAGCUCCCAUGGCCUUUUGGUGAAAUAUGGAUGAAAAUAUCCUAUGCAGAAAAAAAAAUAUGAUUCACAUUAAUUUUUGGGAUUUUUGCUAACUACUAUUGGCUUGGAUGGCAUGGAAUGAGAAUUAGACAAUUUCAUUUAAGACAAGACUAAAAUGGCUACCAGUUGUGAUAAGCAAAUACUAUUUCCCAUUUUUUACCGAGUAUUAGUUUGUGAAGACAAACUAUAGGAGAAGGCUACCUCUUCUCUCUAAGGUUGAUAGAAGCAUUAGGCGCUAAAAUCAGAAACUGGAUUACAUAGCACUUUGGCCUAAUUAAGAGGGCUAAUUACAAAGCCACUUUUCUGAAACGAAUUGUGACUGGAGUAGCCUUAAACAAUUAUCCAUAUUAUUCCAAAACAGAGUUUGGGCUUUGGCAUUCAUGGAGGACUUCCUCUUUCUCUAGAGUUUGACCACUAAAACUGCUGCUAUCAUUGCCAAGAAAGGAAAACAACUGCAAUCAGUCUGUCUCAAUUUAUAAUAACCAGAUUUCAUGAAACAGAAACAUUUCUAACAAAUUGGUUUGAAAAUUACUGUCAAUUUGUAUCAUUAAUUUGGAUUUGAGGGUAAAUGUUUUGUUGCUGUUGUAGGGCUAGGAUCAAGACAACAACUGUUAUUGUAGUGAUAAAAAAUAUGUGCUCUUAGUCUGAAACUUUAUUCAAAAGUUUAUGUGUGUAAUCUACUGCAGAAAUGAAUGGAGCUGACAACCUCUCAAUGACAAAGAACUGCACUUUUCUAUUUGUAUGACUGGACUUUGAAAGGGGAUUUGUCAUUGAAAUAAACGAAGCCUAAAUAUGGCAUUAUUUUAGUUGUUUUCCACUAAACACAGAAAAAAGAUUGCCAUGCAAUUCAAUGGUAUGAUUUUGUGUGUGCUAAAAAUAUAAAGAAUUACCUGAGGAUACCCUCCUUCCCAACCCAAGUGACAAAAGAUACCAAUUCACUCAGUCCAUUAUUUGAAGUUGAGGUUUUUCUUGCAGUAAAAAUAUUAUUUAAAAGCAUUUUGCUUUAAGUAUUUUUAAGGAUUUUGAUGGCUUCCAAUUAUAUAUUUAAUAUUGAAAUUAUGGUAAAUGGUUCUUUACCACCAUUUAUACUUUUAUUUUAUUUUAAUUUUAUUAUUUAAUAGUCUAGGAGGGAUAUAUAGAUGUAUGUACGUACGUACGUAUAGUUUUUAUAUGAUACUCGGGUGUCUGUAUCUCCAACUGUUAAACAAUGCAAUAGAUUUCAGAGUAUUUUGCACAUACCCCACAAUCUUUAAUUUGAAAGUAAAACACGGCCAUCUAACAAAGCAAUGCAUCAUUUAGUACUACCAGUGUUUUGCUAGAAUAAAAGAGAAUGUUCAAUUUUUAAAAUACUAGGAACAUUGUGAUUUUUCAGUCACAAAUAAAAUCAGUAGCCUAGAUCUGAAUUUAAUCAUAUUUAUAACAAAUGUAAAAAAAAAAUUAUAAGCAUACACUUAAAUCACAAACUGCAUUUUGACAAUUCUCUUUUAUAUUAAAAAUCCUAGAAAUAUCUAAUUUGGCAGUCAUAUAAUUUAUAAAAAUAAAUAUGUGAUACUUCACAGUUCUCAAAAUGAAGUCAACAUUUAAAGGGGGGAAAUCAUUUACUGUUCUUUUAAGAUUUAAAAAAAUAUGUACUCCUUUAUUAAAUUGGUAAUAAAGAAUAUUCAGUUUUAAUAU
Thamnophis sirtalis is the source of this 3033-nucleotide messenger RNA. The record is from RefSeq and is a predicted model, not a curated record. NCBI's taxonomy places the organism in Eukaryota, Metazoa, Chordata, Lepidosauria, Squamata, Natricidae.